AUGCCCGGGCCCCCCGCCCCGCCCCCGGCUCCUUCCGGGGGCUGGAAGGAUCCGGAUGCGGGAAGGAUGCGGAUGCUGCCCCUACUGCUGCGGCGGGCGCGGGUCGUGCUGCUGCGGGCGGGUCCCGCAAGCCCAGGCAAAGCCUGUCUGUGCCACCGGGCCCGGGAUGGGCGCAGCGAGGAGGAGGAAGGGCUGUGCCAGCUGUACCCCGGGCACAUCCCCAGCAGCCCGCUGCAGAAGGCGCUGCUGGCGGCCGGCUCGGCGCUCAUGGCUCUCUAUGACCCCUACAGACACGACAUGGUGGCAGUCCUUGGGGAGACCACGGGCUGCCUUGCCCUGCCCAACCUGCGAGACAAGAUGAAGAACCACCCUGAAGGUUACCGCAUCCUCCAGGAAAGGCCUCGCAUCCGUCUCUCCACCCUGGACAUGGACAGGCUGCAGGGGCUGCCAGAGGGCUCCUUGGGCAGGGAGUAUGUCCGGUUCCUGGAGGACAACAAGGUUUCUCCCAACACCCGGAUGCCACCCAAGUUUGUUGAUGAUGAAGAGCUGGCCUACGUGAUCCAGAGAUACCGUGAAGUCCACGACCUGAUGCACACCCUCCUGGGCAUGCCAACCAACAUGCUGGGUGAGGUGGUGGUGAAGUGGUUUGAAGCCAUCCAGACAGGACUGCCCAUGUGUGUCCUGGGAGCAGCGUUCGGCCCCAUCCGUCUCAGCGCACAAAAGCUGCAGGUCCUGGCCACCGAGCUGGUCCCCUGGGCAAUCCGGAGUGGGCGCAACUCCAGCUGCUUCCUGAACAUCUACUAUGAGCAGCGCUGGGAGCAGCCCCUGCAGUCCCUGCGGGAGGAGAUGGGCAUCUUCCCUCCCCCAGCUGUUCGGGUGUGAGAGCUCAGGCUCGGGGGGGACAUGGGGGCUCCCCACUGGCAGGCAGCAGCCGUCCCCUGCCGUGCUCUGUCUCCUGCCCGCCAGCACAGCGUGGCUCUGCUACCAGCCACCACAGACCAGGGGCUGAGCUUUCUCCUGGCACCCCUCUGUUGGGGGAGGCCGAGUGGCACCUCCCUGUGCUGUGAACAAAACUUGACCCUUUUUGCUGUUUGUGAUUCAGUGGAAGGGUGGCAAGUGCUGCCGUGCCUUUGCCAGCUGGGUGUGGCAGCAGUGCUCCAGUACUGAUGCUCCAAAUGGGAUGAGGAGGGAGCAGAGCUGGUUUACAACACACUAGAACGAAUCGCUGCCUUGGCUUUCUGCAGCUCUAGAGCUGUGUAGGUAAAUCCCACCCUCUCCAGGAGGAUCAAGGCUUCAAGUCUUGGGGCCACCCUGGACUGGAGCUGAGCCGUGAUUUACAGAGCAGCCCAUGGGCAGGUUUGGUGUGUGCAGUGGUGAAAUCCCAUCUUGUACUGGUGCCUAACUGGGCUCCUCAUGGGUCAUACAGGAUCUGCCUCAAGGCCUUGGAGUCCAGGUGGUGUGACAUUGCAUGUCCACAGGAGCAGGCAGGGAAAUACCUUUGGAUAUUAUCCCAGCUGGAUUGGCUGUUUGAGAGCUGAUUGCAGGCUGCUGUGCCUCCCUGUUGUCUCUCCCCAUCAGAACCACCAAAAUCUGCGUGAUUAGACAGAUUCCUGUUUCAACAGGAAUCCUCCCCUCCUUGGGCAACAAAACGACGUGAUUGGGAAUAAGGGACUGAAUCCUGGGAGCACAGACAUGAUGGCUGCUUGCACUGUGUCUGAGAGCUGAUUGCUGUCUGGGUUAAUUAAACAGGGCUCCCAACUGCCAGCAGCUGGAGUGCAGAGCUGUUGGAUGCAAGGGCAGAGAGCUGUGAGACCGUGGGCUCCUUGUGUGUGUGGGUUUGCUGUUGAAAUUCGUUCUUGCUGAAUAAAAUCCAUGAUGGA
This is a messenger RNA of Apus apus (common swift), 1880 nucleotides long. It is a transcript of the gene COQ4, whose product is annotated as coenzyme Q4. The record is from RefSeq and is a predicted model, not a curated record. NCBI's taxonomy places the organism in Eukaryota, Metazoa, Chordata, Aves, Apodiformes, Apodidae. Bases 1 to 882 code for a protein of 293 amino acids. The transcript has 7 exons. Gene Ontology annotation, biological process: ubiquinone biosynthetic process. Gene Ontology annotation, cellular component: mitochondrion; mitochondrial inner membrane.